GUGGCGGUCGUUUAUGAGCUGGUCGUGUUGGGAAUUGGUAUGGCCGAGGAUUCGCAGUUUUUUCCCUCACCAUCGAGCGAGUAGUGAUUGGUGGUAAUUUUUAAUCGAAACUGUGAGAAAAUAUGUACUUGGCGAUAAUUUCCUGAGUGGCAAAAGAGGGUAGAAAACAUCCACGGAAGACGAACUGUGCUGUCUCAAAUGAACCACAACUUGCGGCUCUCAGCGGGUAAACUAGAUGGCAAACGUACCAAAGACUCGAUGUCGUCAUCUAGCUUGUCAGGCACGUCUCAGCUUUCAAGUAGCAGCGAUGAAGUCCUGGAACCGCUUGUACACAAGUCUCAUAAUAUCAUUAAAAAGUCUGAAAGCACAACAAAAGACAAAGACAACAACGAAUGGCUGCUAACUGGAUCUGGAGGAGGCAAGCCGCCGGUACUGCGAUUCAAGUGCUCCGCGUUAGCCACACCACCAGAGGAUCCACCAGGAAAACAACUACAUAUGACCUACAAGAUCUUUCAAACUGAUACGAAACUCAUCAGUUUACUACUUCAGUCACAUGGCCUUGCUGAGGUUUCUAUGACUGACCAAAAUUUCAACAUUUUAUGGAUGGGCAAUCAUCCAAAGCCAGAUGUUCUUCGUAAUCUGACACCGCACCAAAAAGUAAAUCACUUUCCAAGAUCUUACGAAAUCACGCGAAAGGACCGUCUUUAUAAAAAUAUCGAGGCAAUGCAGAGGAGCAAAGGUGCGAGGAACUUAGAUUUCAUCCCACAAACCUUUCUCUUGCCCAGCGAAUCGAGGGAGUUAUUAACCGCGCAUUUCAGGUAUCGCGGCCCUUGGAUUGUGAAGCCUAAAGCGAGUUCUCGUGGCCGCGGUAUUUACAUUGUUAACAGUCCAGAAAAAAUUAUCAUCGACGAAUCAGUUAUCGUUGCUCAGUACAUAAACAACCCGCUUUUAGUCGAUGGGCAUAAAUGUGAUUUGCGGCUGUAUGUCGCUGUGACGAGUUACGAUCCACUUUUGAUAUACCUUUAUGAAGAAGGACUAGUCAGGUUUGCCACUGUCAAGUACGAUGGCGGACAUCAAUAUGUGUGGAAUCCAUGUAUGCAUCUUUGCAACUAUAGCAUCAACAAAUUCCACGUAGAUUACAUAAAGAGUGAAGAUCCAGAUGCCGAAGAUGUUGGUCACAAAUGGACACUCUCAGCAUUGUUACGACAUCUUCGAUCCAUGGGACAAGACACAGAACUAUUGAUGCAAAGAAUAGAGGAUGUCAUUGUCAAAUCUAUUUUAGCCACUGCAUCUGGAAUUGUCAGCGGAGUGAAGCAAUUCGUCAAACAUCCAGAUACUUGUUUCGAAUUAUUUGGGUUUGAUAUCUUAAUUGACGACACCUUGAAACCUUGGCUACUUGAGGUCAACCUCACUCCGUCUCUAGGUUGUGAUUCCCCAUUGGACGUGAGAUUGAAAUCUGCAUUAAUGGCAGAUUUACUCACGCUUGUAGGCAUUGCUGCUGUUGAUCCAAUAUUGAGGCCACAUAGUAACAACCAUCGAUCUAUUACGAAUCCUUCAAAAAAUAUGACUAGUUACAGGAGAGUCCACUCGGCUGAAAUGCUCAUGCAGAAGAAGAAAAAUGUAGCCAAAAAUAGUUUAAACAAAUCUGGUCUCACAGCUGAACAGCAAAGAAUAGUUGCAUCUGCUCGAGCACAGUUUGAACGAAGAGGUGGAUUUGUUCGUAUCUUCCCUAGUCCAAAAUCGUGGGAAAUCUAUUCUCAAUAUCUCGAUUCUGUCACAGGAAUACCAGUAGUAACAGACCCCUUGGGGCCAGGAAGGUUGCAACAGCAGGUUAAUACUAACUAUAAUUUAAUGCUACACGAACAAUUGUUCCCAGCUGCAUGCCGAACUACCGGAUUUAUUAUUCCAGAAGUGACAUUGGAUAGACUUUCAAGGUAUGAGAGAUAUGAAAGAGCUUUGGUGAAAGGCCAUAAACAGAGCUUGGAUCGCGGUGACAGCAAAGAAAACUUAGACGUGGACACACACAAGUACAAAGCACAAGUGAUGAAGCUUAUGGAAGAUGGAAAUAAACUCAGCUCAGGUGAAGCAAGAAAGGCUUUUGGAUUGUAUUUGGGAUGUAUUCUACGAAAAAUUUCUCAACCAAGUGCGGAUUCAGCCUGUUCUGAACUUGUCAUGAAAUUUCUUCAGCAAUCAGCCAGUAAUUUACGCACACCCUUCUUAUUUACUUUGCCAAGCAGUAAGCUUGGUGACAAAGAUCGUGCAGCUAUAACUGCAAAACAGUUGUCGGACUUCUUACAUCUAUACAACAGAGAAACAGAUUUAUAUGCAGAUACAGUGGAUCGCCCGCGAACAGUGCCUAAUAGAUUAUUUCAAAAGUUCCUUGCAACCGCUAGGGAAGAAGAUCUGGAUGAUGUACUAAUACUGCAAACACGACUGUAUAACUGCGCACACAGCUUUCUAGGCAGGAGUGGGUUUGCGGGAACUCUUCGUGGACCUAAUCUAUUAGGUUCUUUACCUCAUAUCACAUCACGGGUCCAUUCUAAUGCAGCCGGCACUGAGCAGUGUAAAUGUAACCAGCCUAUUAAUGGACUAAGUAAGCCUGCACGCUGAUGAAUGACAGUGGUAUCCAUCUACUGCGUUCAUAUCCUUCUAGGUCAAUUUUUAAAGUUAUUAGACAUAUUUAUUGUAUUAUCGAUAUCCGUACAAUGCGGCUCAAAAAAGCACAGUGCAUUAAAAAAAUAAUCGACGUAGGCUUGAGAAAAUUGUGACAAUACAUUACUAGAAUCUGCCAUGCUUACUUUACUACUGGAAAAAUCUUUUUCACUAAUGUAAUUGUAUUUUGAUCUUGAAAACAUAUCCAGAGUUUAGUAUAACACGUCUCAAACUUGACAUAACUGCCUUCAUAUCAUGUUUGUAGUUAUAUACUGAUGCAAUUAUCUCUUGGCCUUCUACGUGAUUGUUUUGAAAAUGAGAUUUAGUUAUUGUGCUUUAUUGCCUCGAAAAUAAUAUUUGUAAAACGGCUUCAAGCUAAUUAUAAACCCAAUGCUGAAUUCAAAAUAUUUAAAUGCACAUAAUACACAUGGUAAUUAAUAGCUUUAUUGAAAAAGUGUACACUCACAAUUCCGUACCAAUAUGCAAUGAAGAUAUUUUGAAACUGCUUUCUUCGACUAUGCUGUCAUAGAUAAUUACCCGGAGAAGAGAUAUUAAUCUCUAUUUAUACCGGAAUAUUUGUUAUUGUUUCUUCAAUUAAUUAAUUGAUAAUUGGCCUCGCGUCUAAAACAAACUGGCGUUCAAUAUUCAGCUGAAUGUUUGACUGACAUUUAAUUAAAUAAUAACUGUUUUGAAAAAUUACUGCCGGUUAAUAGAGGAGCUAAAUUUUUACGUCAGUUGCUGUUGCCACAAUAAGAUAAUAAUUGUUGUACAUGGCCCGCUGGAUUGGUCAGCUUUUAGACAUCGAAAUUCAUAUACUUCAUAUGAUUUCCGAAAUAUUGUUUUUGUGUGCAAACGGAUUAAAGCUUUGUUAUUUCUGACUCUACAGGUAUUGAAAACAAUUUGGACACCAAUUAAUGUUUUUUUUUUUCAACCAAAGGUUUCCUUUGUCAGCAGGAGUAUCGGAUAUGCAUACGUAUAGAUUUAAUGAAAUUUAUUACUACGAUGACAAGUCAAGAGAAAGGAAUGGAAUCGCUACUUAAUAUAUUUGAAAACAGAUAGUCAUUUUCGUUAGGAAAUGUGUGUUAGUAAUAACAACAGAAAGCGUUAUUAUAAUAUAAACACAAGCGAACUUAAUAGUAAUAUAUUUAAAUUGAAAUGAUGUUGCAGUUACCGUGUCGACAAGAUGGACUUUCGAAAACAGUAGAAAUAAUCGAAGUAUGAGUUACACAGGCCAUGACCAAUUCAUGGAAUUGGCAGGCCCCAAUCCAAGAGUUCGUAUCAAAUGCCAUCUUGCGCAGUAUUCGUAUCCAUCCACUUUAUGCCGUGUAUAUUAUCCUAAUCGAGCACAAAAUGAUGUAACAUUGGAAAUGUUGUGUUUUUUAAUUUAUAUAGGUCCUGAUGAUAUGCUCAUGUCUGUUAGUUAUUUAUAAUUUAUUCUUGAUGCAAAUAUUCUUCAGACUUUUUUACAUCUGCAUCAAGAUUUUCUUUGAAUUUAAGUAGGUUUUGGCUCGUAUUUUAAUCGAAUCAAGUAAGUAUAUCUCGAAAGGUAUAUCAUCGAUCGAUAAAGCUUUAGGUGAUUCUGAUUUAUUAGAUGUUUAUUUAAGAUGUUAUAGAAAUAUUUAUUGAAUGUCAGUUAUAAGUAGUAUAAAUAAUACAUAACACAAAAAAGGUAUUUUCUAUUCAAGUUUCACAAUGAUGCCUAAUGGUUUGCUAAAUACGUACAAGUAAAAUUUUUUAAUUCUAUCUAUGUGUACACAUUUAUAAUUUUAUACUAUUUGAAUUGAAUGUAAUACAGCAGCUGUAUAUUAAGAAAAAUGACAUAUGGGGUAGUCCACGUCAACUUGAACGGGAUCCGAUCCUCACCCCUUUAGAUUUGCCCACCAAUUAAUCGUGAUAUUCUAUCCACUGUGACAAAUUUUAUGAAUUAUUACACUUGGUUGUCAGUCUUAGUUUCGAAGCUACCGAAUUUGGACAUUGUGUAAUCAAAUUUUUUAAACGAUCGUACUUUGAAAUUAAAAGGUUGUACGGUAAAAAUUCAAUACCACAAAAAAAAAACGGCCUUUCAUCUCAUCCAUGCGAAUAAAUUUUUACAAUCUUUUGGAACUAUAGAAUAGAUCUUUAUAAACAAAACAAAUAAAAAAUCUGAUUUUGCAAACAACUACAUUUUUCAAAUUUACAUAUUUCUAUAUGAAAUUCUGUGACUGGACCUGAAACUUUCAAUACUUUGUACGAGAUGGUUUGGGCCUCUGUUUAGAAGUUACAGGGUUUUAAGAACGAUCGAAAACUUGCAAUACUUGGAAUAAAUACUAGAGAAAAAAUCGACAGUUUAUAAUAUAUUAGGUAUAAUAUAUUUAUUUCAUAAAUUAAUUUACCAAUUGUUGAAAUUGAAUUAAAUUAUUUUAUGUGGUAAACUGAAUCAUGAAUUAUUAAUUUUAUAAUUUACUUUCAUAAAUAAAUAUAAUAUAAUAUAAAUCGUAGAUUUUUCAAUACAUUUACUAAAAUUCACUAAAGAAUUCAUUUCUUCAAGAAUUGAAAGUCCUCAUCUGUUUUUAAAAUGUUGGAUUUUGUAAAUAAAGACUCAAACCAUCUUUUUUUUAAACGGAUUUUAUAAUUAUGUUUUCAUAAUCGUCUGUUCUAUUAGUCCAUGAAUUUGUAAAAAUUUAUUCAUAUAGGUGGGAUAACCAGCGAACGUUCUUGUGGCCAACAGUUUUACCGUACAACCCUUUAAUUCUGAAAUACAAUCGUUUUAGAAAUUUAUAUAUCAAAAAGUUGUAAUUCAGUAUCUCCGAAACGGAGGUUGACAAAAAUCUUUAAUAGAGGUGGACUAUAUAAAGCUGAGGCUAUCAUAUAAGUAACAUAUAAGUUAGCAGUCAAACGUGUUAAAUUUUUUGAAAGUAGAAAAAUGCAUUUUAGAUUUAUUCUCAUAAUUCCAUAAAAGUAUGGAGAGCUCAAGUAUUUCACAAAAUUUUGACUUUCGGGCUUCACUGCCUUAUUUCAAUGAAUAUUACAACGUUUGGCUGUUACUUAUGGUUGCCAGCUUCAGCCUCGUGUAGACUACCCCGUAUGUAAUUGUAACAGCUUGCAAUACCUACGAAUGAAAAUAAUAACUCUAACAUAUUUGAGUGAUUAUUUUGUUUUUAUUAUUAGUUAGAGUACUUAUUUCUCACCAUUAAUUGAAGAAACUGAGGUCACUUAAAUUUUGUAACGAAAGAUGAGAGAAAACGUAUUGAAAAUCUCUGAUUUUACAACGUGUGUUUGAUAAACACAAUCCAACAUACGGGUUCUUUUUAUUCUUAUUACUUGGAAACCCACCAAAGGAAGACUUUGACAGCACACUCGGAUUGUGGAAGAAGGCACCAUCGUAUUCUGUUAUAUUCGGUUGUUUGCAAAUACUGUUUUUAAGUUUCUGAAAUAAAAUUUCAUAUGUAUGGAGCAAAAUUUUUUAAACAAAACUUCGUUGCUACAGUUCAUGGCUAGCCCGUUUAUGUUAAUCUUACCUGUACCGAAAUGUGAAAACAUUUCGAUAUCGCUUUGGGAAUUAGUUAAUUGUAGCAUGUGUUUUGACACAUUGAGUGGGUUCACUUACUGAUGGAUUUUGUCUGAAACAAUUAUAAAGUAUUCUACAAAUUUCGCCAUUCGAUAUUUGAGAUACCUGCAAAUCAUUGCCUUCGCAUGUUCAUAGAUUGAAAUGUGUAAGAAAAAAUAGAAAAAAGACUAUCUUAGCUGUUAGUAUAUAUUGCUGUUCUUUGAAUAUCCACAGAGGGAACACAACCUCAUCUAAUUUUGAUAUCAAUAUCCUGUUUGCUUGGUGCAGCUAGCACUUGUGUAUUAUUACCAAGAUGUACAUUGUCAUUGUACUUAAGAGUUUUGUAUUGUCGUAAAUUUUAAGCAAUUUAUAACAUUUAUAUUGUAUUGUAUUGUAUGCAAAUUCUGCUGACUGUCACGAAAAAAAAAAAAAAUACAUCCAAAGAGAAUGUUCUUCAAUGAGGUCAAGUAAUUUCAUUUUUAUUAUUU
Neodiprion virginianus is the source of this 6666-nucleotide messenger RNA. It is a transcript of the gene TTLL5, whose product is annotated as tubulin polyglutamylase TTLL5. The transcript is spliced from 15 exons. Lineage: Eukaryota; Metazoa; Arthropoda; Insecta; Hymenoptera; Diprionidae. Gene Ontology annotation, biological process: microtubule cytoskeleton organization; protein polyglutamylation. Gene Ontology annotation, cellular component: cilium. Gene Ontology annotation, molecular function: tubulin binding; tubulin-glutamic acid ligase activity. The record is from RefSeq and is a predicted model, not a curated record. The coding region runs from base 199 to 2610 and encodes 803 amino acids.